CUUGUACAUUGUUUGUUCCAGCAAGGCACUCAAUACACCCCCACUGUGGUUUUAUCAGAGAAGGCUUCCCCUCAUCUGAAAGCAGAGAAUAGCUUCACAUCCUACACUGAGGGAACAGUGAGCGUCUACAGCGAGGGUGCAUGCAAAAGCAAUGUGUAUUCUGAGAAUGCGAACGGUUGCUCCCCAGAGCCGUUGUACCAGAGUCGGUGGAUGAGCUCCAACACUGUGGAGGAGGUUGAAGUGCAGAGCAGCUCGGUGCAGGAGAAACCUGAAACGUACGAGGUGGAGGACGUGCUCUGUGAGACGGGCCACACCACUGGUGGAGAUUCGGCCACUGAAUCAGACACAUUUGAGUUGGAGGACUCUCAUUCAGAAAUUACAACUGAUGAAGAGCGCAGAGAGUACAAGAAACAGUUCGAUAUCUCCCUCACUGAAUACAAGAACCUCUGUGCAGAAAUGGAUGAUAUCAGUGAUCAAAUGAAUGAACUGAGCCGAGAACUGGACACACUCCACGAGGGAUCCACCAAGUUCCAGGCUGUGGCUGAUGAAUAUAAUCGACUCAAGGAUCUGAAGCGGUCUCCAGAAUACCAGGCUAUGAAGCUCCGGUGUAAAACACUGAGGCAGGAGCUGUGUCAUAUCAAACAACUGGUGAAAAAUUAUGACAGAAGCUUUGCAAGAAGAGAGAAGACUAAUAUCACUGAUCACCAGGAUUUCUUUGUCUAAAACUGUACACAUGAUGCAUGCAUACACUUUAUACAUUACAAGCGGUGUUGAGUGAGUUGUGUCUGUAAAGUUGCAGGAGUUGUAAAAUUAUUUCUUUACAGUUUGUAUAUAAAACUCCUAAAUAAAA
Carassius gibelio (silver crucian carp) is the source of this 850-nucleotide messenger RNA. RefSeq names its product occludin-like. The transcript is spliced from 5 exons. Gene Ontology annotation, cellular component: transcription elongation factor complex. The record is from RefSeq and is a predicted model, not a curated record. Gene Ontology annotation, molecular function: cis-regulatory region sequence-specific DNA binding. The coding region runs from base 211 to 723 and encodes 170 amino acids. NCBI's taxonomy places the organism in Eukaryota, Metazoa, Chordata, Actinopteri, Cypriniformes, Cyprinidae. Gene Ontology annotation, biological process: snRNA transcription by RNA polymerase II; positive regulation of transcription elongation by RNA polymerase II.